Pectinophora gossypiella (pink bollworm) is the source of this 3017-nucleotide messenger RNA. RefSeq lists its product as uncharacterized. Lineage: Eukaryota; Metazoa; Arthropoda; Insecta; Lepidoptera; Gelechiidae. The record is from RefSeq and is a predicted model, not a curated record. Gene Ontology annotation, cellular component: septate junction; membrane. The transcript has 5 exons. Gene Ontology annotation, biological process: septate junction assembly; regulation of tube size, open tracheal system. Bases 164 to 889 code for a protein of 241 amino acids.
GUGUCAGUCGGAGAAUUUGUCAAACCAUUGUCAAACGAUCGAAACCGACCGAGCCAUCGGAUAAGUAAACAAAAAACUAACAAUCGUGAGAGACAAUUUAGAAGUUUCUAAGUAAAAACGGUUGUUACCCUUGUUAAUAACAUUCAAAAAUCCUGAUACCAGAAUGACUGCUGCUGAUAAUGAAUAUCCGAAGGCAUCCAAUGCCACUCUCAUUGGAGCCAGCAUAACAUACAUAGCCGGGCUUUUUCUCCUGCUAUCAUUCGCCGGUCCGUAUUGGAUAGAGUCAUAUCCAGAAAUGUUUUCGUCAUUCAAACGCAUGGGACUCUGGGAGUAUUGCUUCGAACGGUUUCGGUUCCCUUCAUAUCAGUUUGACAAGCUGUUCCAUGGUUGUCAUUAUGUUUUUAGUCAGGAAUUCUACGUGAUUAGAGAAUGGUUGUUGCCAGGCUGGUUGAUGUCAGUGCAGGCGUUUGUGACAUUGGGUCUUAUAUUAUCUCUGGCUGCCCAGGUGUUGUUGGCGUGUGUCAUAGUGCGUUGGCCACUGCGAACAGUCCUGAGAUAUGAGUGGAUUUUUGUUUCUGCUUCCUUCAUCAUGGUUGCAUUGGCUAGUGCUUUCCUCUUCUUGGCAGUUGCCAUCUUCGGCGGUAACUGUUACCGUCGCGACUGGUUGCUCUACCCGUCGUUCAAUGUCCUCUCUUGGUCUUAUGCCUUUGCUGUCAUUGCCUUCAUGUUAUUUGGUAUUGCCGCCGUGUUGCUUUACUUAGAGUCGCUCAAAUUGUAUGAGUUGCGUUUGGAAGCCAAGAACCUCGUAGCCCAGAUGCAACACAGCCAACCGGAGCACGCGCUGCAACAGUUGCGCGAUCAGUUGCAGCAACAGCGACAGUGGAACUAAUAAGUCUCAUUUUAAAUAUUCCUUAUCAUUUAAAGGGCCAUAAAAAAGCAAUUUUGCUUUUUGACAUUUGUUCACAUUACUCAUUUGUUUUUAUAUGCGCAAAUUUCAAACAACAACAUUGCUUUUUAGAUGAAUUGUUUUGAUGUGGUCUUUUUAAACCCCAUAAAUGAAAAAGCUUGUUCAAUGGUAUAUUUUUUUUAUGAAUAUUGCCUACCAUUUAAAAGAGUGUGUAAAAUGGAAGUGAUACGAUUUUUUUAGCAGAUUGUCGUGGCUGUCAUUUGCCUUGUGUGGUUAGAAAGGUCAAGAAAUAUGUCACGCAUUUCAGUAACUACUUAUUAAUUACACUGUCUAUACAUAUAAGUACACAUUCUUAUAAGUAUUAAAAUUUAGAUACCCGAUAAAAUCACCCACUCGCACGUUUUUAAGGAUAGUUAUCCUUUAAGGAUGUACCGUCAGGCCUUUUUAGGAUGCCAUUCGUGAUUCUUACGGCUGAUUUUAGAAUUCCAGACAAAAAAAUGGAUAAUCGUAAUGUGGAAGUGCCUAAUAUUAUGUAAGUAUUAUUUCCGGUAAAAACUGGUACAUCUUAUGACCAAUUCCAAUUAAAAUUUCAAGUCCAGCGCUAGAUUGUUACUGGAAUAAUGUGAACCGGCACUGAAAUCCAUGUGGCUCAUUCCAGUGUAUUCCACAUUAAUUACAAAGUAUAUGUAUUAUGAUUAAGAUUAGAAAAAUAUUUUUGAAAACAUCUAUCUUCAUAACUAACCACCGAAGUGCAAUUCAAAUAUAAAAGAAAAAUAUAUGAUAAAAUAUUCGUAAUUUUAAUUUCUAUACGAAUUACGAACACUUGAGUAAGGUAGUGUCCGUACUUCAUUACUAACCACCGAAGUGCAAUUCAAAUAUAAAAAAAUAUAUGGUAAAACAUUCGUAAUUUUAAUUUCGUUACGAAUUACAAACACUUGAGUAAAGUAAUUAAUGUUUGUACUUUGAACAAGUAAAUUAUAAAGACAUGUGUGGUAGAAUCUACAUCAAACUAAGAUUUGUAAUCUCUUUUAAUUUUAAGUUUUUUCCCGUCCAUAAGAUUGUAGUCUAUAUUAAUUUAGCUAGUAUUUCUUUUUUUUAUAAUUGUAUUUUACGGGAGAUCUGACCCAGCUAAUGUAAUGUUUUGUGGGUUUUAUACGACUGACAAAAAAUUGUCAAAAAUUCAAAAGAAUUUGAUUUCUAAAUAUAUAUACCUAACAUCGGAUUUUAUACGGUCAUGUUAUCAUGGUUGUCCAUCACAGUAGUGUUAUAGUUUUAGUAGUUAUUUUUAUACAAGUGACAUUUUAUUCCGCUUAAAAUGACUUAUUUUUAUUAGCAUGAACGUUUGUUCGACUUUUAAAUAUCCGACACUUGACUGAAUUCGUGUAUUGUAUUAGAGGAUUCAAAUUACAUUAGAGCUGUGCAUUUUGUAUUGUAUUUGUUCACUAAGGACCAAUUUAUUUUUCCUUUUAGGGUUAAUAUUAUAUUGUUGGCUAGAAUUGGUAGAAUCUUAUCGUUCUUUGAAUCUUGUCAGGUAAAAAAUAUAUCUACCAAUACAGUUACGGUCAUUAUACAAAGUCUAAUGAAAAUGGAAUUUAUGUAAGUAGUCUUAGUUUGUGUUAUCUUUUCUUUUAUGGAUUACAUGUUAAAAAAGAAAUCGUGUAACAAUUUCAAUAAAUAUAUGACUAUUCAUAUUAAUCGGGAUCUCGAGGGUUUAUAAUCAAAAUAAUUAUAUGGCUUUUAUAAUUUGUCUUCGGUUUUUAUAACUUGGGACCACGUAAAUGGUAUAAUAGGUUUAGCCACUGGGUCGGGCGGAGUAUAUAGUUUUUUAGAACAUUUCAGUUGAUAUUUAUCAAUUGCAAUAAACACUAAAACUGUGAUUAAUUUAACCCUUAAUCGCAUAAGUACCUAAGUACCUUUGUUGCGAGUGACCACACAGUACUUUCAAGAGUUUUACACUGCUUAACGAACUUAACGAAACUUUGUCCGUCCGUUUGUUAUACUUAAAUAACAUUAAGUUCAUUAAAUAAACUAUGUAUUAAUUGGUAUAGAUUAAUUUAUAUGUAGUAAUUGAUAUAAUGAAUAAUGAAAUAAAGGAGUUAUUUUUACAUAU